AUGGACACAGAUGCAGCACCGGGGUCGGGGCGUUCCAAGUUCAUGUUUGGAUUUGCCCAACUGGCGAAUGACCUGCCGGUCAUCUCCAAGGUGCUCAUAGCGCACGGCAUCGCUGACAUUUGUCUGCCCAACAAUGUGACUGCCUUGCCGCUAGCACGCGUGCUCGACACGACCCACAGGAGCAAAAAGAAGCGAGGAUGGGCUUGGCUCUACAUGAUGUUGGGCGGCAUGAAGAUCCGGAGCGCUUUCGGCAACGAGGUCACGCAGGCGCGCAUAGCCGGCAGCGCCUAUUUCUGGCAGGCCCUGACGCUGGCAAUGGAGGGCUUCUACCACGCCAGCAUUCCUCGAGCUUCAAAGGUUUUGGGCAGCACCAUUGCCUUCUGCGCCUUCAUGUUCGCGUGGCUGCAGAUGAGGGCAAAGUGGAAUGGCGAGCCCCAGGUGGAAGACUCCGUGUCUUCGCCGGCACUAGCCCCGGGCACUCUUCCCAGCGCCCCUCCCGCAGAUGGUGCGAAGGUCGUCUGA
Molecule: messenger RNA, 522 nt
Organism: Symbiodinium sp. CCMP2456
Lineage: Eukaryota; Dinophyceae; Suessiales; Symbiodiniaceae
Source: the annotation of a GenBank genome assembly